Messenger RNA from Scutellospora calospora, 1270 nucleotides. Lineage: Eukaryota; Fungi; Glomeromycota; Glomeromycetes; Diversisporales; Gigasporaceae. The record is from the annotation of a GenBank genome assembly.
CGAUAUAAUUUGCUUGGGAACGCAACCGGUUAAUGUUAUUGUGAUAGCGUUUAACAAUGGUCGAAUAGACGUUUGCCUCGAAGUUGAUCGCGUGGAAGCUUUGUGGAAAAUUGAAGGCGUAUCAAAUAUUGAUAAUCCGACCUUAAUACUAUAUGAAUGUAUAGAUCUUGGUUUCGUAAAGAAUUUUGUCGUUCCUACUUCAUGGCGAAGCCAACGCAUAACAAAUUCUAUGAACUAUCCAAAUUUGGUACAGGAUCCAUUUUAUGCAGAUACAUUUUAUGUAUAUCAUUUUGCAGGUGUUCAUGGCAUAGUCCUCAGAGAAAGUCUGAAGUUAGCUGGAUUACAGGAACGUUACCAAGGUUGUGAUCCAGAUCCUCUUAUUGGAUUAUCAGUAAUGAGUGAUGUCCAACUCUCUUAUGCUGUGUUAAUGAUAUCAUCAUCAUUACAAUUGAUUUAUCACGAGUUGUCAAUUAGAAAAGUAGAGAAAAUAGAAGAUAUUUAUCGAUCUCGAUUUGAAAAUGAUGUUAUAAGAAACAUAAAAUACAAUUCCGAAUCAACUCAUCGUUUCCCCGAAUUAUUGAUGAAAUAUUUGAAUUAUCAAGGCCUUACACGUCAGCCAAAACUUGUUUUACCACGUGCCCAACAAAAAGCGGGCGGUGCUGGCUAUGAGAUUGACACAGAAUUUCUUCAAUCAAUGAUGGAUGUUAUGCAACAAGAAAUAUUUGAAAUGAAAGAAGCUAUUAAGGCUCUUCGUUCGAGGGUAGAUCAUCAAAGUGUUGAGUUUCGACGUCAAAUCACUGAUCUUAUGGGUAUCCGACGCUAUUUAAAUGAAUUUUCCAACCAAAAAUGCCCAGAGUUGUCGGAUCGUUUGCAAAAUCUGAAAGACAAGCAAAUCAUUCUUGAACGUAGAGCGGAUACUGUCCUUCAGAGAUUAAUGUAUCAGAAUGAUCCUAUUCCAGGUGAAUUUGAAUUGCAAUAUUAUGAAGAUUUAGAGAAGAUACGUGAUGCCAUCGAAGGCGGGAACGGAUUACGCGUUAAAAUUAAACAGCUUCAGACACGUCACAUAGCUUUGAGUCAAGAUUACCGACUUUUAUCACCAAGACGCUCCCUUAGACAAUCAAAAAGAUUAGUUAUUUUGAGUGGAAGUCAACUUAAUAAAGUAGAGGACGCUCUUAAUAAAGAAAUGGAUCUUAUCGAUGAUACUACACGUAAGAUCGAGAAGACACAGGAAAAAUUAAAAAGGGUUUGUGAAGCGAAAUCAAAGGCUUGA